Toxotes jaculatrix (banded archerfish) is the source of this 1489-nucleotide messenger RNA. RefSeq names its product WD repeat and SOCS box containing 2 (gene wsb2). NCBI's taxonomy places the organism in Eukaryota, Metazoa, Chordata, Actinopteri, Toxotidae. The coding region runs from base 218 to 1480 and encodes 420 amino acids. Gene Ontology annotation, molecular function: protein binding. The record is from RefSeq and is a predicted model, not a curated record. The transcript is spliced from 9 exons. Gene Ontology annotation, biological process: intracellular signal transduction.
UGGUUCAAAGGGAGUCGGACAUCAGGAAAUCAGCGGAACAUUUUGUUUCCGACUCGCACAUUUUUCACACAGCAAACCGGAAUAAAGAAGCCGCGGCGGCUCCCUCUCUCUGGACGUUGAGCGUGUCCUGGCUUCAUCUAAAUGGCCCGUUGGAGUCAACCAGAGAGGACAAAUUCACGAAGUCGGCGAUAGAGCGAAGAAUGUGAGGAGGAAAACUAUGUGCUCCACGGAAAACAACGCGGAGCUGCUGGGAACAUCGUCCGACCCGUCUCUCAUCCUGGAGCUGAAGACCAGGCGUCCCCCGUCCAUGGUGGGCCGGGCGGGAUGUGAGACCUGGAGCGUGGACUUCUCCCCGGACGGAGAGUGGUUCGCCUGGUCCAUGGGACACGGCAUCGUCUGGGUGGUCGCCUGGCCUCUCGACUCCGAAGACAGUCAGAAUGGACAGAUGGACCGAGGAGACAAGAGCUUCAGUUGUGGCCACCCAGUGUGGGGCCUCGCCUUUGGACCCAGACCUUCAAAAUCACCUGCAGGGACUCAGCCAGGUAAAACAUCUUCUGUCAGGAACAACAGCCUGCUUCUGGCCACAGGCUUGGAGAACGGGAUCAUCAAAAUCUGGAAUGUCUUAAAAGGCGAUGCUGUAUUUGAUCUCCAUGGCCACGAAGGAGUUGUGCGGGACCUGGUCUUCCUUCAGAACGGGACGCUCACGCUCAUAUCGUCUUCUCGAGACAAAACCUUGAGGAUCUGGGACCUGGGUCGAAAAGGGAAAAAGGUGCAGGUGCUUACUGGCCACAAAGACUGGAUCAGCUGCUGCUGCGUGUCACCAGACUGCAGCAUGAUUGCAUCUGUCGGCAGAUUUGACAGAAUGGUGUGUCUGUGGAGUCUGCGGUCAUACACUUUCAUCAGAAACCUGACCGGGGGGGCCCGUAAGACCUCGUACCUCCUGUCUUCCUGUGACUUCUCUCCUGACGGGGCUCUGCUCGCCACCGCGGCCUUCAGUGGCUCCAGCUGGUGGAUCGACCUCUGGGACCCGUACACAGCAGAGAAACUGGCCACUCUGGUUGACUACUUUGAUGAUUACAGGCAAAACCAAAUCUCAGCAAUACAAUUCUCUCCCAGUGGUCUGCACUUGGCGAUCGUGACUGACAGCAGAGCUCUUCAGAUCUGGGAGCCAGGAAAGAAAGGGAUGGCGAUGCAGACCAAAGCAGACCGAGACUCUAAUGGACUCUGCUGCAUCUAUCAUCCACAAGGGGGAGUGGUCGCCACAGGAACCAGAGACGGCCACGUGAGGUUCUGGAGGGCGCCCAGGACGGUGCCCAGCCUGUGCCACCUGUGCCGAUCCACCCUACGCCAUUCGGUCUCCACACACCAGAUGGAGCCGCUGCCCCUCCCCAAGAGGAUCCUGGAGUACCUCACCUACAGAAACAUCCCAGAACACCUCAAGACCUGCUGCUCCUCAGAGGAAGAGGAGUGGGAAGGUUAAAUAUGAACA